Molecule: messenger RNA, 1803 nt
Organism: Indicator indicator
Lineage: Eukaryota; Metazoa; Chordata; Aves; Piciformes; Indicatoridae
Product: basic proline-rich protein-like
Exons: 2
Coding region: 1-1803 (600 amino acids)
Source: RefSeq, a predicted model, not a curated record
AUGGCGGCCGGGGUGCCUGGCCUUGUCGGCUGCUCGCGCCGGUGUAGCGGGCCUCACGCCCUGCCGCCCGUAUGUCCGCCUGUGCCGGUUCCGCGCUCCCCCGCGUGCGCCGCCGCGCUCGUCCCGCCUGGAGGCGCGGCGCGGCUCCGUCGGCCCGCUUCCCCCUCCCCGCGGCCGCCCCUGCGCUGCUCUGGCCGGUCCCCUCCCUCCCGCACGGCGGGCAACCCCCGUCACGCUACGGGUCCCACGCCGUCCCGACGCGCUCCCCCCCCCGCGUUCGUUCCCGCCCUCCGCGAGGGCCAGUGCGGCCUCCCCGCGGCGGCUGAUUCCCGUGCGGCGCAGCAUGUCGUCGCCUCCGUCCCGCACCGGGCCCGGGGCGGGGGCCGCUCUCCGGUGCGCUGCCGCGCCGCCCGUACGCGGGAGGGGGGGCCCCCCGGCCCGCCCCUCCGAGCCGCCGCCCCGCGGCCAAGGCCCGGACCGGUCCGGGGCCUGCCCGGGCUGGUGGGGCGCUCUCCUGCCGCCUCCCACUUGGCCCCCUCGCUCCGCGGUGUGGGGGCCGCUUCCCCGGCCAUGUCCGAGGGCGCCCCUCCGACGGCGCCGGGACCGUCCCCGGCCCCCGCGUGCCCCACUGCCGCCCGUGGGUCGCCGGCGCCUGUGGAAGCCCCCCCCUUCCCCGCCGGGCCCCCCGCGCCGCGCCCUGUCGCCCCGCACUCUCCCCGUCACCUCCCGCGGCCCUCUCAGUCGCGCGCCUCCGGGCGCCCUCGCGCGCGCCCGCCCGCUCCCCGCGGCGCUGCGCCCUACGUCCUCCCCCCCUCGGGCGCCGCGUCCCUCUGCUCCUGGCCCCCGCAGGUCUUACCGCACCCCGCCGCCCGCCUGGUCCGUUUCCGCCUCACCGCCCCCGGCGAGUGCGAGCGGGCGCGUCCCCGCCGCCGGGCGCCUUGUGCCCCGGUUCCCAUCCGCGUCCCGUGCUCUCACGGUGCCGCCCUCCGCGCCUACCGCCGCCCCACCUUGCCAGCUGGCCCCCGCACCCUAAGCCCCGGCCCCCCAGCCCAUCACCCUCGGCCUCCCCCUCGGUCGUGGUUACAGCGCCCGGCCCCCGCUCCCCCCCCGCCCGUUCCCGCCGGUCCUGGCGCGGCUUCGGGCAUGUCCUCCCGUGAUCUCCCUCCCGGCCGCGCUCUUCACCCCCGGGGGGCCCGCCUACGCACGCGGCGCCCGUGGGCUCCGAGCACCGCGUGGCGCCGCUCCUGUGCGCCCGGCCCCCCGGUCCGCGGCGCCCCCCCGCGGCCCGUCCGCGCCCGGCGCCGUCCGAACGGCCGUGGCGCGGCGGGCGUCGCUUCCCCUCCGUGCCGUGGGGGGCCCGUUGCCCCCUCGCGGUGCAUUCCCGCCCCGCGGGGCCGCGUCCGCUCGGGCCCCCCCGCCUCGCCUGCCGGCCCUCCCGUGCGGUGUCCGCCCGUAGGGCGUGCCGGCGCCUGCGACCGCUCCCGACGGGCCCCCGGCCCCCGCCGCCUCGGCGGCGGGCUCCGCGACGGGGGCCGGUGCCCGCUGCCCGCGCCGGGGGUCACCGACGCGGGCGGCGCCGCCGUGCUCUACUCUCGGCACCGCUGUGCCUCCCCCCCGCCGCCUCGAGGUCUCCCCAGCUCCGCGCUCUCCAUGGACCGCCCGCUCGCGUGCGCCCCCGGACCAGCCCCCAGGUUCCGUCGCCUCCGCGUGCGGGGCCCCCUCCCCCCCCGCCCGCGGUGCCUUCGCCGCCGAUUCUCUCGCUGCUGCGACUCUAGCCCCUCGUGCCUCGCGUACCGGAGAUGA